Messenger RNA from Nerophis lumbriciformis (worm pipefish), 3612 nucleotides. The record is from RefSeq and is a predicted model, not a curated record. NCBI's taxonomy places the organism in Eukaryota, Metazoa, Chordata, Actinopteri, Syngnathiformes, Syngnathidae.
AAGAAUGCCGGCUUUGACGUCCUCUAUCACAACAUGAAGCACGGCCAACUGGCAACCAAGGAACUUGCCGAGUUUGUUCGUGAGAGAGCUGCUAUCGAGGAGACCUACUCCAAAUCCAUGGGCAAACUGGCUAAGAUGGCCAGCAAUGGAAGCCCACAAGGAACGUUUGCACCAAUGUGGGAUGUGUUCAGGGUGUCUUCUGACAAACUGGCUCUUUGCCAUCUUGAGCUCAUGAGAAAAAUGAAUGAUCUCAUUCGGGACAUCAACAAGUACGCCGAAGAGCAGGUCAAAACACACCGCAAGACAAAAGAGGACAUGGUCGGGACGGUAGAAGCAGUGCAGGCACUGCAAGUGCAGAGCGGUCACCUUCAGAAGUCCAAAGAGGGUUACCAUGCCAAAUGUUUGGAGCUGGAGCGGCUCAGGAAGGAGGGAGCUCCACAGAAGGAGCAGGAAAAAGCUGAGCUUAAGUCCAAGAAAGCAGCAGAAUCAUUUGCACUGUGUAUCGAGAAGCACAAUCGAGUGGGAGGAGAGUUUGAACAGAAGAUGAAUGAGUCUGCUCAGAAGUUUCAGGAAAUUGAGGAGGCUCAUUUGCGACAGAUGAAACAGUUAAUUAAAAGUUAUUCCCAUUCCAUAGAAGACACCCAUGUGCAAGUUGGCCAGGUGCACGAGGAAUUAAAGCAAAAUGUAGAAAACAUUGCUAUCAGUAACCUCAUCCAGAAAUUUGCAGAGCUGAAGGGCACUGGCAAGGAGAGACCAGCCUUAGUUGGUUUUGAGGAGUACAUGACAGCUCUUGCACCUGAGGCCGGGAAGAAGAGUCGUGCAAAAGCUUUCAGGAUCCCCGGCCUGGGCAAGAGGGACAAGGAGCCAGACUCCACGGAUUCAGCGGUGACAGAAUUACCGAAUUCACCCUUUGACGUCGACGAUGAAGGGUUUGUCAUCCGAGCUGACAGCACUCAGAAUGGCUGCUCUAAAGAGAAGAACUUCUACUCCAGUGACUCAGACUUUGACGAUGAGGAGCCCAAGAAGUUUCAAAUCCAAAUCAGACCGGUGGCCAAUAGCAGUCGCAGCAGCACUGCUGCUUGUGAGAAGGAGCUGAAAGCCACUGUGGGGACUCUCACCCUCCCACCCAACAGAGGGGCAAAUGUCAAAAGACAUCUUUCCAGAAACUCAAGCACAUCUGGACGUACGGAUGAUGAAGGCACCUCCCCCAGAGAUGGUGACCACGAGAGCCUUCGCAGGUCGACUUCCAGUCCUGAUCACAGCAGGUUGAGUUCUACAGCAUCGGGCCCAGACAGUCUGUUUGGACCUCCUCUUGAAACAGCCUUCAAAUUCAAAAGCUUUAGUGGUCGGGAAAAACUUCAAGAACAAAGUUCUUUUGGUGCCUCUGAAUAUGCUGCCUUUUCAUCAGACUCUUCCUCGCCAGAGAACAUUGAGGACUCUGGUCUAGACUCACCAUCCCUUCAGACACACGGGCCAUCUCCUGAGCCGGUGGGAUGGGCAGCGUGGCCUCCUGUUUCACAAAGCAAAGAGCAAACACAAACACGAGGGCGACCUGCUGACCCUUUCCUCUCAGUGUUCAAUGACCCCUCCCCAGCUCAAAGUCCUCAUCCCCAAGAUGACCCCAUGACCGCUUGGUCCGUCGGUCCACCUCGCGCCGCUAGACUCCCCUCAGAUAUGGACUCUUCUUCCACGCGCUUCCCUGCCUUCCAGCAGUCUUUCCCCUCUUCAGAUAUGGAAUCAAUGGUAUGGAACUGCAGACAUCCCUCUGAGGAUCCCUUCUUUGCUGCUUUUGACAGGAACGUCACCCAGGAGUGUGACGCCUGGCCACGCCAGCCUCAACGUCUAAACCAGGAAGGAAAAGGGACUGAAGUGCGAGGGGACCCUUUCGCUGACACCAAGACUCUCCCACCCCCUUCUUCCUCAUCUUCAUCCAUUGUGUCGAAUCGUAAGAACAGAGAAAGGAAGCGAGACCGAAGCCUACCUCCUCCUGGUUCUUCCGAUGACCCAUUUGCAAUCACAAUGAUUGGCAGCCCCACUCACCAAUCAUCAUUGGCUGCAACAGGUGGAAUUAUUCCACGUAGCAGUAGUAGCAGCACCAACAGCAAUAAACUUGAGUUUGAUACCGGCCAAGGAUCUUUUGUCCAAUCCCAGCCAAAGAAGGAACUUAUGCAUUGGAAUUCUGUGCAUAACCCAUUUAGUGAAGGGUCCUCUGGACAGGCGGGACAGCCAAGUAGUUCUAAACUAAGUGAAGGAGGAGUUGGAAAGGGAGAUUCCGCAGCAGAGAGGAGAAAACAUCGAUCAUCAGAGAGCGAACCUCGCCGAAACGCUCCUCCCCUUACGAGACAUUCUGGCCCACAGGAGGAUCUUUGUUUCUCCACUGACAAAGAUCAAGACUGUCUAGACAUCAGCACCCCGCUAGCUGGCAAUGUCAUCUCUCACAAGGGUACCAAACACAACUUCCGGCAUGAAUCAGCUCAAGUGGUCACAGCGGCUCUGUCCAGGGCUAACAAGACCAAGAAGGCCUCAGGUCGACUCAGCGGCAAUGACCGAUCACGGUCUCUGUGCUCUUCACCAUUGCCGGAGCCCAGCCCCUCCCUCACCUCCUCAUCUUCCUCCAGUCCCAGUGAGUGGGGGACUCAAACCAGGGACAUUGAAUGGGUGGGGCAGAACCGAGCCCCCAGCCCCUCCAGGGUGGGACAAGCCUCGCCUUUGCCCUACCCGCUCCAGGACCACCCACCAAGACAACUACACCUAUCCCGAGGACCCAGUCCUAUUUCAAACCUCAGCACCCAGGAGGCUUGGCCUGUGGCAACAGCCAUCACGGAGUACAUCAACGCUUACUUCAAGGGCGGACAACAAAAUCAGUGUCUCGUGAAGAUCACAGGCGAUCUGACCAUGUCCUUCCCAGCCGGCAUUACCCGCAUUUUCACAGCAAACCCCAACGUACCUGUGCUUAGUUUCCGCUUGGUCAACAUUUCCAGAAUUGACCAUUUUUUACCUAAUCAGAAGCUACUUUUCAGUGAUCCAUCUCAGAGUGACCCAGAUGCACGAGACUUCUGGUUCAACAUGCAGGCCCUGCAGCUUUACUUGCAGCGGGAAUCUGAACUCAACCCACAGGCUUCCUACUACAACAUUGGAUUGAUCAAGUAUCAGGUGUCUUCUCAAGAUCCGGCCCGGGCUCCUCUCCUGCUCUCGGCAGAGUGCCAACGUAGCGGCACAGUGACCCGAGUGUCCCUGGACUACCACUGCUGUCCCGUCACCGCGCCGUCCACCCAGCUGAAUGCUGUCCAAGUGCUACUGCAGUUGGACCACACCGCCGCUGACCUGCAGUGUCAGCCGCCUGCCUCGUGGAAUGCCGAGGAAAGACGUCUGCUGUGGAAGCUCGCCAACCUCUCGCCCACCAACCACAGCAAAGGCUCAGGGACCCUAUGUGCAAGCUGGCAGUGUUUGGAGGUCCCCCGUGGGCCUCCGCCCAACCUCGCCGUUCAGUUUGUGGGCUCCGGGGCGUCUCUGUCAGGCAUGGACGUGGAACUGGUGGGCAGCCGCUACCGCAUGUCACUGGUUAAGAAGAGAUUCGCCACAGGAAAGUACAUGGCAGGCUGCACCUUGUGA